AUGGCAAUGGAGGAGUUGCGUGAUGCUCAGCUCGCUUUACCUAGGGAGAAAUCUCUUCAAGGUGAGGUACCUGACAGUCUGAGGGCUUUGCGCGGUUUAGAAUAUUUGGAUCUUUCCCGGAAUAACCUUUCGGGGAUGAUUCCAAGAUUUCUUGUCGAGUUUCGCUUGUUGUAUCUCAACAUUUCUUUCAAUGAGCUGCAAGGUGAAGUCCCAAGUCUUGGAGUUUUCCAAAAUGAAAGUGCAAUCUCACUUAAAGGAAACCAAGGCUUGUGUGGAGGUAUUGCAGCCCUAAACCUUCCUUCUUGUCCAUCAUCACCAAAAUCAAAGAAGAAAGGUUUAGGUAAAAUCUUGAUCCCAACUGUUGCUGGAGCCCUAUGCCUAGCGCUUGCAGCGUGCAUAUGCGUGAUCAUGUACAACCGACGAACAUUUCAAAUUGCUGGAAGCCCCAUAUUCCAAGUGCCAGGCUUUUUGAGGCUAUCUUACGCAGAUCUCUUGAGUGCCACAGAUGGAUUCUCAGAGACAAACCUACUUGGUGCAGGGAGAUUUGGAUCAGUAUAUAAAGGAACUAUCAAUGAUGAUGAUGAGUGGACGAAUGUUGUAGCAGUGAAGGUUCUAAAUCUUAACUUAAAAGGAGCUUCUAAGAGUUUGGCAACAGAAUGCAAUGCAUUGAGAAACAUUAGACACAAAAAUGUGCUCAAGAUUGAAUUUAUGGCCAACGGAAGCCUCGACAAUAGGCUGCAUUGCGAUCCCGAGAAUGAAUACCGAGCUCUCAGUGCCAUUCAAAGACUGAAUAUUGCAAUUGAUACUGCAUCUGCAGUUGAGUACUUGCAUUUUGGUACUGACUCCAUAGUUAUUCAUGGAGAUUUGAAGCCGAGUAACAUUCUCUUGGAUAAAGACAUGGUCGCCAAAGUUGGUGAUUUUAGUUUAGCCAAAAUUGUUUCACAGAGCUUGCCAUUCACGGAAGGAAGCAGUUCAUCAGCAAUAAAGGGUACCAUAGGCUACAUUGCUCCAGAGUAUGGCAUGAGCUACGUUGCAUCAACACAUGGGGAUGUAUACAGUUACGGAGUUCUAGUGCUUGAGAUGUUCACAAACAGAAGGCCAACAAGUGAUGCAUUCGAAGGGUGUCUAAAUCUCCAAGACUUCGUUAGCACAGCCUUGACAGGCCGUGUAACAGAAGUAGUGGAUCCAUUUCUGCACCAAGAACUUAAUGUGGAUGAAACAUAUUGGGAUUGUAUUGUUUCAAUUCUAAGGAUUGGAGUGAGAUGCUCGAAGCAGCUUCCAAGAGAUCGCAUGUCGAUGGCAGAGGUUGUUAAUAACUUGAAAAAGAUUAAAAAAGUGUUUCCAGUUUAUAGAAAUGGCAGAAAUGUUGCUUCUUACCAACGUUGA
Messenger RNA from Salvia hispanica, 1386 nucleotides. The record is from RefSeq and is a predicted model, not a curated record. NCBI's taxonomy places the organism in Eukaryota, Viridiplantae, Streptophyta, Magnoliopsida, Lamiales, Lamiaceae.